This is a messenger RNA of Amoebophrya sp. A25, 1459 nucleotides long. Lineage: Eukaryota; Dinophyceae; Syndiniales; Amoebophryaceae. The record is from the annotation of a GenBank genome assembly.
UGAAGUUUGUCUUCGAAGAGGAAUAGAAGGUGUAGGUGGAGCAGAAAACAGUUUUCUUACAGGCUGACAAAAAAAGGCGAAUUUACUCACUAGGUACAACAAGAUUUCUGUACAUUGAGUUUGCAAUGCCUCGUGUUGAGGAGGACAAUCUCUAUGAAUGAGAGGGCACCAAAGGUAAACUGAUCCCAGCCUUUGUAAGUUGGUCAUCAAAAAACAGAUGUCGUCUUUCAUGGCUCCGUCUUGCCGCUAGUAGAAAAUGACUUCUGGUGAAAAGUCGUGAUGACCACGAAGAUGACGGCUGCAUCAACGACAUCCAGAUAUCGAACCCGCUUUGGCACCGCCUUUUCCUGACACCGCAGGACUUCUGGGAGAGGAGCGUCAUCCCCGUCUUUCGCCAGCUAGGACAAGACCCAGAUCGACGACCUUCUCCGCUUCCUCUUCGAACAAGAUGUUGAAGAAAGCCGCUUUUUCGAACGCUGCAUUCCUUCUCCUGUUCUCAUGGAGCUCAUCAUUUUUAGGCCUGCAGCUUUGCCAUGCGUUCGACGGUACGGAGAUGGUCGGGUUUUUGAACCAAAGAUAUACGCCCCAAGCGCCUCCACGGGACGUUUCGCUCACUGGAAUCUCUGAAAUCGACAGUGUCCGAUCGUUUCUCAAGCAUGGCUCAGGAAGUUAUGGGCGUGCAGUGGUCGUCUACUGUUUACGGUCCAUUACCAGACCCAGAGAUGUCGUACUAGAAUUAGAUAGUCUUCUAAUCCAAAGCUCAUGGGUUACGAACUGCAGUGUUGGCCACUAGUGGAGUACGACAGCCGACAGUAGUGGGGGACAUAAAUCAACCGGGAGCAGUGACGCAGAUGCUGUUCUAGUACCUUUUCCUCUUUUUAUGCUUUAGCAAAGCUGUACAUUGUUGUACCACAACUAGACUAUUAUUUGUUAAGGCUAGAAUAAGAACUCUACUUACUUCUACUGUGUGAAAGUAAUUCUAGUACUACUUUAUUUUUGUGUGAACAACUCCACUGCCGACAGCUGCACCUAUACUAGUGUUACUAGUGCUAUGUAUACUAAGUCAAAAUCUACCCCAGUUACACCGGUUACGGCGUAACACUCUGCUUGAUUUUGUUGUUAUCCCUACAAGCUUGGGCAUCAUCGAGGCAGCGAAAACCGGAAGUGAAGAAAAAGGAGACUUUUAAUAUUACCGCAACGGAAUUUUCGGCGUGGAGUCGGACGAGGUUGUAAAGAGCGGGACACAUAAUUGUGGUAGAUGUGGAUGAGGCAAUACAAUUGUGGUCGUGAAUAUUGUACAGUGUGUACACGCUACAGAUCGUUGGUUUUGGCUAGAGGCUAGUCGAUAAUACGUAAUCGAAUGUUUUCGAUUCGUUGCUAUGCUGUACAGGAUUGCACUUUUUGACUUUCGUCGUGUAAAGAAAGAAUUUAUCUGAAGUCCAUGUACGCGGAUUCGGAC